UUUAAAAGAAUUUUCAUUGGAGUAUGAUGAAUUGAUAUCAAUGGAAAAUAUACCUAUCUGAAUUACAAAAAAUGAAACUUAUUAAACUAGUAAAAACAUUAUGUGGCUCAAAACAUUUUCCAAAUGUUUGUACGAUGUUGGCGAGUGUGGCAGCUGCUAAACAUCAUAGUGUUGAUGUUGAAAGUUUAAUAAGUGCCAGCAACUUAUUAAAAUCACCAUUACGCUCAACUAUGAAUAUUGAGACAGACAAUUUGAGCUUAUAUAUAAAUUAUAAUAUGCCACCAUUAUACGGUUGGGAUGCUAGGGACACAGUUUACCAUUGGAUGUCUAAAAAGAAAUAUCGAGUCCUUAAAAGAAGAAAAGGAAAGGAACAAUGUUAUUUUGGUGGCAUUUUCUUUGAAGUAUCUGGUAAAAACAAAAUUAUCGAUAGUGACGAAGACACUGAAGAUAAAAAAAAAAAAAUUUAAUCUGUUAUUAUUCUUAAUAAAUUGUAAUGAAUAAAGUUAUGUAUAAAGUGUUUACAUGUGUAGUCAAUAAUAUAUUAUAUAGUUUGGUAAACAGUGGUUGUUAAGCGAAUUUAGCGAGCGACGAAUUUAUUUAAUCUACAUGUACAAAAAUAUUAAAAUGUUGGCAGUUCUACAAUUUUCUUAGCGCAAGCUCUGCAAUUUUGUAAUGUCAUUGUAAGUGAUAAUGUAAGUGUGAAAGUUUCUCUUUAACACUUGUGAGAGGUCUUUUUCUAAAUUCACCCUAGUUAAAUCCAAAUUGAGGUCCACAAUAAAGCAAGACAGAUUAAAUGAUUUGAUGGUACUAACAGUAGAGCAGGAAAUAGCAGUCAAUCUUGAUGCUGAUGCUGUAAUAGACUAUUUCAAGAUAGAGGUAGAUUUUAAUAGACGAUUUCCUUUAUAACAUU
Molecule: messenger RNA, 910 nt
Organism: Acyrthosiphon pisum (pea aphid)
Lineage: Eukaryota; Metazoa; Arthropoda; Insecta; Hemiptera; Aphididae
Exons: 1
Coding region: 72-467 (131 amino acids)
Source: RefSeq, a predicted model, not a curated record